Molecule: messenger RNA, 7513 nt
Organism: Myxocyprinus asiaticus (Chinese sucker)
Lineage: Eukaryota; Metazoa; Chordata; Actinopteri; Cypriniformes; Catostomidae
Gene: jag2a
Product: jagged canonical Notch ligand 2a
Exons: 26
Coding region: 143-3838 (1231 amino acids)
Biological process (GO): cell communication; Notch signaling pathway; heterophilic cell-cell adhesion
Cellular component (GO): plasma membrane; protein-containing complex
Molecular function (GO): Notch binding; calcium ion binding
Source: RefSeq, a predicted model, not a curated record
GUGGAUGUGUGUGUGACAUUCAUCUCAUCUUCUGGGGUUCUUGUGGAGAAAGGAAUCACUUUAUAUGGCUGGAUUCUGUGGAUAAUAAUGCGCAUAUGUGUUUUCUUUUUUUAAACCAUGUCGUAUUAACUUCAUAGGAGUCAUGCAUAACUAUUUUGGAGGUUGUUUAUCAAUAGUGUUCUUAAUUUUGACGUUUUGGACUGAGGGUUGCCACUCGUCGGGUUAUUUGGAGUUCCAGUUGAUCAGCGUGGAGAAUGACAGGGGUGAGCUCGCGAGUGGAAACUGUUGCGACGGCGCGCGGAGCGCACGAGACGCUCGGUGCGACCGGGACGAAUGUGACACGUACUUCAGAGUGUGUCUAAAGGAAUACCAGGUGGAGAUCAUCACGUCUGGCUUAUGUACAUACGGCACUGGACGCUCAAGCGUGCUCGGAGGGAAUACGUUUCAGUUCAAAGGAUUCAAUGGAAACCCAAACAAGGCCAAUGACCUCGGGACCGUUAUCAUCCCCUUUCAAUUCGCCUGGCCGCGAGCGUACACUCUGAUCGUAGAGGCUUGGGACUGGGACAACGAAACAGUCACUGACAGCCGUGAUGAUCUGUUGAUCGAGCUGAGUGUUAACCGUGGGGAAAUGAACCCUGGAGAGGAACGACAGAUCAUUCAGCACAAGGGUCGAACUGCCAGCUUUCAGUACAGUGUGCGUGUGCGCUGUGACAGACAUUACUACGGCAACAAGUGCAACAAACAGUGUCGCCCUCGCAAUGAUUACUUUGGACAUUACACAUGUGAUCACCUCGGCAAUCAGCAGUGCAUGGAGGGCUGGACUGAGCAGGACUGCAAGAAAGCUAUCUGUAAGCAAGGCUGCAGUGAGCUUCACGGAAGCUGUGAAGCUCCAGGAGAAUGUGUGUGUAAGUAUGGCUGGCAGGGUCCGCUGUGUGACGAGUGUUUGCCGUAUCCAGGGUGUGUGCACGGCACCUGUGUGAAACCCUGGACAUGCACCUGUGAGAAGAACUGGGGAGGACUUCUGUGUGACAAAGAUCUGAAUUACUGUGGGACGCACAAGCCCUGUGUGAACGGAGGCACGUGUCUGAAUACAGAGCCGGAUGAAUAUUUCUGCUCCUGCCCUGAGGGUUACUCUGGCAAAAACUGUCAUAUUGCCGAGCAUGCAUGCAUGUCAAACCCAUGUGCGAAUGGCGGGACUUGUCAUGAGCUGGGAUCAGGGUUCGAGUGUCAGUGUCCCCCUGGUUGGGAUGGACCAACCUGUGCUAAAGACAAAGACGAGUGUGCGUCUAACCCAUGUGCUCAUGGGGGAACCUGCUUUGAUCUUGAGAAUGGUUUUGACUGCUUAUGUCUACCACAAUGGACCGGCAAGACCUGUAAGAUAGAUGUGAAUGAGUGUACGAGAAGACCUUGUCUAAAUGCUUACGCUUGUAAAAAUCUAAUUGGUGGAUAUCAUUGCAACUGCUACCCAGGCUGGGCAGGACCGAACUGUAACAUCAAUGUCAACAGCUGUUAUGGUCAGUGUCAGAAUGGAGGAACCUGUCAGGAUGUUCGUCAUGGUUACGAGUGCCAUUGCCAGCCGGGGUUCAUGGGAAGACACUGCGAGGUGCAGCAGAGCAGAUGUGCAAGCGCCCCUUGCCAAAAUGGUGGACGCUGCCGUUCAAUAACCAUGGGCUAUGUGUGUGAGUGUCUGUACGGAUACACCGGAACCAACUGUGAGGUACAGGUGGAUCCAUGCAUUCUAAACCCGUGUCAGAAUAAAGCUCAGUGUCACUCUCUGCAGGGAGAUUUUUACUGUGCCUGUGACGAUGAAUACGAAGGAAAGACAUGCAGUCAGCUUCGAGACCACUGCAAGACCAGCACCUGCCAAGUGAUUGACAGCUGUACUAUUGCCGUGACAACCAACGGCACAGCGAAAGUGGUUAGGCACAUCUUAUCCAAUGUGUGUGGUCCUCACGGGCGCUGCAUCAGCCAAUCAGGCGGUAACUUCACUUGUACCUGCCAACCAGGGUUCACUGGGACAUACUGUCAUGAGAAUAUAAAUGACUGUGUGUCAUCUCCGUGUCACAAUGGAGGAACCUGCAUUGACGACAUCAGCUCCUUCCGCUGUGUCUGUCCCGAUGGCUUUGAGGGACAACUCUGUGACCUGGAGGUGAAUGAGUGUAGCGAUGAGCCUUGUCUAAAUGGAGGUAAUUGUAUCGAUUUGCUGAAUGAUUUCUACUGUCACUGCACAGACAACUGGAAGGGAAAGACAUGUAACUCACGAGACAAUCAGUGUGAUCCCAAUACAUGUGCUAAUGGAGGAACAUGCUAUGAUCAUGGAGACUCAUUCCGCUGUGUGUGCCCCUCCAGGUGGGGUGGCAGUACAUGCAACAAAGCAAUGAAUAACUCAUGUGAAUCUGGGCCAUGUCUGAAUGGUGGAACUUGUGUUGGAGGAGGCGGAGCCUUCACCUGCAUCUGCAAGGAUGGAUGGGAGGGGCCUACCUGUGCUCAGAAUGUUGAUGACUGCAACCCUCAUCCCUGUUAUAAUGGAGGACUAUGUGUGGAUGGGGUGAACUGGUUUCGCUGUGAAUGUGCUCCUGGAUUUGCUGGGCCUGAUUGCCGCAUAAAUAUAGAUGAGUGUCAGUCCUCUCCCUGUUCAUAUGGAGCCACAUGUGUGGAUGAGAUUAAUGGAUAUCGUUGUCUGUGCCCUGUUGGUCGAGCUGGACCACGCUGCCAGGAGUUUAUCGGAGUCGGGAAGGCAUGUGAUCGCUCGGGGUUGCAGGUUCAUCAUGGUGAUCGUUGGGAGGAUGGGUGCAACAGCUGUCAGUGUAUGAAUGGAAACAUCCGGUGCACUAAAGUGCAUUGUGUUCCUCAGCCUUGCUUGUUGCAGUCUGGCUUUGGUGAGUCACAGCACCCCCUGUGUCCACUAGGGCAGGAGUGUUUAGAGCAUAAUUUCCUGUCUUGCCUCCGUACCCCCUGCCAUCAGCUGGGGAUAUGCUCCACUUCUGAACGUCCACAACCAGUCAGCACGCAAUGCCUACCCAACAACGCCUACAUAGAUGUCAACUGUGCUCGUGUUACGCUUGUAUUUGACUCUGAUAGUGUUCCGCAGGGGACAACUGCUGAAGGUGUUUGCACAGAGUUAACGUAUCUGCCAAUCACACGAAUCCUGGCCAAAGACCAAACCCUUUACAUUCUUUGUGACCAAUCACCUUCCAGCCACAAUGCAGUGGAGGUUGCUAUGUCAUAUGAGCAAAACAGCUUUGUGGAGGGACAUACACAGAUACAGGAUGUGGUCCGUUCCAUCAUUGAUGUUCUGUCCAAACGUCACAACAGCACAUUACUAUUGGCUGUGAGAGAGGUCAGAGUUGACACUCAGGACCUGCGACCCUCAGUUGGUUACCUUGUCCCGUUACUGUGCGUGCUGUUUGUGAUAUUGUGGAUCUCCUGUGUCGUCGUGUGUGUGUGGUGGUUCCGUAGACGCAGGAAAGCGAGAGAAAGAGACCACACGCAGAUGGAAAGCAUCAACAACCAGCGUGGGAUGCUACUAAGCACUCACAUGCCACACAAAGACAACACGGACACACUGCAAGAGAAUAAGAACCUGAUUUACCCUCUGGAUCGUGUGGGAGACGGAGCUGAACGAGAGGAUGAGGAGGAGGAGGAAGAGGGGGAGGAAGAGGGAGACAGGGGGCUUGUUAUGCAUAAAUGCUCAUCUCUCGCAUACUCUAAGGGGAAUGUAGUGUACACUAUUCACAAUUCAGGCCAAAAUCAGCCACACAGGACACACUACAGCAGCAAGGAUAAGAACAAUGUGAAUGAGAGCAUGAGCGAGCACACGAAAGAUCAUUAUGUAUGAAAGAGCCACACAAGCUGGAAAUAUAUGAGUAUUUUUUGGCUAGCUGACCUAAAAGCCCCCUGGGCUUGUGCGAUUGGGUUUUUUAAUUUUUUUUUAUCUUUGUGUGGUCAAAUGCAAUGUGAAUUUGUCACAAAACUGCAAUGAAUCAGAUAUUCAGAGAAUGGCUUUCAUAAUCCUUUCUUCUGUUUACACUUGCACUCACUUUCUUUAAAAAGAAGGACAUUUUUACACAAGGCUGAACUUUUGGAUUACGUCUGUGAACUGUGGCGAGACCUGUGACUUUUUGGGCAAAGGAGGAAUCAGCGAUAGGCAGCUUUAAAUUGUUUUUGAUUAUGUCCAGACCUGCACUAAGUCAAGUGUUAGGAGCAGUCAUGUGUUCCAGAGGGAUAUUUACACAAGUGCCUCAUUAAACCUUCAAAAUAGUGCUUGCAGCUGACAGAAGCAUUUUAUUCUUUUAUAUACACUUUUCACAGUGAUACUCAACAAAUAUUUUUAGUUUUUAGUUUUUUUGCUGACAAAUGCGAAGACACACUUAAGAAUGUUAAGACAAAAAGGUUUACUUUUUAAUUUAAAUUCACCAAAGUACUCUUACACUAGUGGGUGAUUCUCACGAAACCUGCCAAAAAUGUCCUAGGUCCUAAUUUACUUCAAAUUAUUUUGCCUAUAGAAAGUGAAGCCUGUUUUUGGGCCUUUAAGAUUUUUUACAUUGUGAUAUUUUUACAUACAUGACAUUUUUGCCCCCAAUUCUCAUUACCGCAAUGUUAAAAAAGAUGGUCAUUAUGAUAUUUUCAUUACUGCAACAUGGAAGAAAUAUCUUCGUGCGACCCCUCACACACACGUGGACAUUGUAUUUUGGCUUCGCUAUAUGCAAUGCAUGGAGUCAUUUGACAAAACAACAUGGCGCCGACCACAACGUAGUUUGUCUUUGGGAGAAACACCAACAAAAUUACAUGUUUUCGAAGCCUAAUUUAGUUUUUACAUUGAAACCUGUUUGGGUCAAUAGCAAUACAGUACAAUACAAUAUAAAUACAAUAGCAUAUUUUUUAUUUUAAUAGAGUAAAAAAAUGACCUUGUUAUGGUUAUAAGAUUAAUAAUUGAAAACAAGGAAAAUAGUCAAGGAAAACAUUCGGACACAUCAUGGCAAUGGGAUUUGGGGGGUAAAAUGUGCACAAGUUUCCUGAAAAUAAUGUCACAAUCUUUUUGUCCUAAAUCUAGGCUUUAUGUAGACUUUAAUUUCAUUUUUAUUUUUUUUUUUUCAUAUUGAUUUGGGGUUAAAUAUGACCAGGACAUUUUCUUGACAUGUUUCAUGAGAACGACCCUGUAAUACUUGGUAGGUUAGGGGUCUUUUGCUGGGAAUUGGUUCUCACAGUCCUGACACAGUAAAAGAGUAUUUUGACUGAUACACUCUCACCCACACAGUUCUUGACAGUUAAUAAUUAUUGCUCGGUUUUUGAUGGUGUGAGAUGUAUAUGGAGAUUUUAUUUCAUGUGACUGCCUAUGACAGCCAUAUAAAUAGAAAAGACACAGUUUAAAGGAUCAAGGAUCCUUUCUGUUAUCUUUCUUUGAUCUUUGAGAUUCAGAGUUUGUGUUGGUGAGAAACACACUAUUGUAUUCUCCUUCUCCCAGAGCUCUUGGGUUUUUUGGUCACCAGUAGAUGAAAAUAAUUUUAGUUGUUUGAUCACUGAAAGAUGAAUUCAUUAAAAUGAAAAGAUGAUGCAUGUACAAAUGUAAAUAGUGAAAGAAAGACAUAGCUGUGUAUAUUUGAGUUUACUAACUUAUGUGAUACCAUUUUAUUUUAAUUCUUAGAAUUAUUAUUUUCUUUUUUUUUUUUGUCUCUUUUAGUCUUUCAUCAGUGUCAUUCCUUUUAUUUAUGUUGGUCAGAAAAUGUUUUUUUAAUAUAUAAAUAUGUAAAAGGUUCACAGGCUGGUAGUUUAUUUGCGAAGACUCUUGAUAAGAGAUUAUUCUGAACAUUAGAUCUAUGUUCAUGUUAGAAUAGAUUAUCCAUGUUAUUUUUAUGAAUUUCCUAAUGAAUGUUGACUAGGCAGUGGACACACUGACCAUGCUGAAAGUAAAAAAGAAAACAACAAUUAUUUUGCCGCCAAUUAAAACCUGCCUUUUUCUGAAACUCUACUUUUAUUGGACAAAGACUCAUAGACUUCAAAGAACUCUGAUGCAUGUCUGAGUAGCACUUUGUCUCCUUGGAAAAGUCCAACACCUGCAUUUUCAAGCCAAUGUCAGUCAUGAUAUAAUUAUGUGUUUAUAUUAGUGUCCCAGACUGUCUGGAUUUUAAGACUUUUUUUUUAUUCAUAAUGUGCUCAGAACGUUACUGCUUGUCAUAAUACUACAAUUCAAACGAAAUCACAAACGGACCAGAGUCUACCAUGUGAUAAUGACCCACGUAAAUAACAGAAGUAACACUUGAGUGCGAACUAGCAAGCCCAAACUCAUGUGUAUCUUCUGCCUAAGUAUUGCGUUAAAUAUUAGAUUUUAUAAAUAUGACAUCUUGUAUAAAAUGGUACUAUAUUACUAUAAUACCAUAGUAAGAAAGAACACUAGAGCUGUGUCCCAAACGACACACUAUACACUAUGCACUUUUAAAAUAUACUAUGCACUCAGCCAUGUAGUGUAUGAAUUUUCAAAGUGCACUAUCAUCCCAAAUGGAACACUUAAUGUUUGUUUACUACACAGAAGCGUUCUCCGUUUACCAGCUGACGGAAGUGACGUUUCAAACCCAAGCAUUGUUUUGCCGCUAGCUUUAGUGCGGUAUCCACCCUUAGUUCAACACUUAUAUCUCAAUAAUAUUCACACAGCAUGAUAUGAUGGUAAGGCGCUUAACUCACUUUUGUAAGGUGCUGUCUUCACAGCAGUUUCGCUAGUUGUCAUAUUCUCCAUUAUUUACAAUUGUUUUGCCAGAUCACCAUCGCUGUCGGUAACUCCGCCCCUUCCGCUAUGUACGGCAAGCCACGUACACUGAGUGCAUGAAGUGUCCAACAUUCCACACUCCGUUUUGAUGGUUGAAAAAGUUCAUCAUCCAGGUACUCGUAGUACACUUCUUUUUGUUGCAUUUUGUUACUGUGUAAACAUACUACUCGCACUACUUACUCUUCAAAAUUAUGUAAAAUAGUGCAGAAGUGUGCGGUUUGGGACGCACCUAGGGUCUAAAGAUGAGAAAUCCUCUCAUUUAGAAUGGCAGGUGUGGGACUGCCUGUUGUAGUUUCUGGGUCAAAUUCAGUGCAAUUGUUUCAAGAUUUUUGGAAGGCCAGGAGAAUACUGUCAGUGCAUGUUGCUUUUGCUGAAUGAAGGGAACAAUUUCUGUUUUUCUAUUUCCUUUCUGUCAUCUGUUUCAUUUGGUGUUUUUAUACAGAUUUGAUAUUAAGAUGGAUACAGGAGGAAUUGAUUAAUGCAAAAUCUGACAGUCAGUUAGAUGUAUUCUCAUUCUCAUUUAUGUCACUCCUCAAAUAAAGUUGUGCUUUCCAAAUUUUUGAUCAUUGUACAAUAAAGGAAAUGAAACAAUGCCCUCGCAUGUAAAGAAAAGCUCAAAACUCUUAAUAGUCCAUCACAGUACUGGCUGUGAUUAGUUCUACAUGCGCUGAAUGCUCAUAAUGAAUUUGACCUUUCAUUUGCUGUACCUGUUUGAAUUUCCAUACAAUUCAAGUAUUUAUUAAAGACUUUUGU